AUGACAUCUGCCAAUCACACUGAUGUACAUGAGUUUGUUCUCCUGGGGCUUACCAUCCACCCAGAUCUCCAGGUCCUCCUUUUCUUGGCUUUCCUGGCUUUGUACAUAGUGACCCUUUUGGGGAACUUUGGGAUAAUUAUGUUAAUCAGGACUGAUUUUCACCUUCACACCCCCAUGUACUUUUUCCUUUGCCACUUGGCUUUUGUCGACAUCUGCUAUUCUUCCAUCAUCCUUCCCAAAAUGCUGGUGCAAAUCCUGAUGGAGGAGAAAACCAUUAGCUUCAUGGGGUGCGCAGCCCAGCUCUGCCUCUUUGUCAUUUUUGGGGUCACUGAGUGCCUCUUGCUGGCCGUGAUGGCAUAUGACAGGUACGUGGCCAUCUGCAAGCCCCUCCUGUAUCCCAUCAUCAUGUGCAGAUGGACGUGCUGGUGGCUUGUUGCUGGUUCCUAUGCUGUCGGCAUCUUGCACACGGUGACACACACCACUUUCAUCUUUACUUUCUCCUUCUGCCGUUCCAAUGUUAUCAACCACUACUUCUGCGACAUUGCCCCGCUCUUAGCCCUUUCCUGCUCUGACACUCACACCUAUGAGGUGGUUGUCCUUGCACUUGUCAGCAUAAACUGUUUCAGCACCAUGACCAUCAUCUUUGUCUCCUAUGCUUAUAUACUCCCUGCUGUCCUGAGGAUCCACUCUCCAGAGGGCAGGAGAAAAGCCUUUUCUACCUGUGCCUCCCACCUGACAGUCGUCACCAUGUUUUACGGGGCAAUUUUAUUCAUGUACCUGAGACCCAGCUCCACCUACGCAUUGGAUGAGAACAAGAUGGCCACGUUGUUUUACACCAUCAUGACCCCCGUGCUGAACCCCUUGGUCUACAGCCUGAGGAACGGGGAAGUGAAGUCUGCCCUCAGAAGAGUGUUGGGGAGAAGGUAG
Messenger RNA from Mesitornis unicolor (brown roatelo), 927 nucleotides. RefSeq names its product olfactory receptor 1019-like. Gene Ontology annotation, cellular component: membrane. NCBI's taxonomy places the organism in Eukaryota, Metazoa, Chordata, Aves, Mesitornithiformes, Mesitornithidae. Gene Ontology annotation, molecular function: G protein-coupled receptor activity; odorant binding; olfactory receptor activity. The coding region runs from base 1 to 927 and encodes 308 amino acids. Gene Ontology annotation, biological process: G protein-coupled receptor signaling pathway; sensory perception of smell. The record is from RefSeq and is a predicted model, not a curated record. The transcript has a single exon.